CCGUUUUGUAAUUUGUGUUUGUCAUCGAAAACAAAUCCCUCGUUGCCAAAUCGGAAUCAAAAUCGAGAUCAAAUGGCAUCCCCACGCGAGGAAAGUGUGUAUAUGGCGAAGCUUGCCGAACAGGCGGAGCGCUACGAGGAGAUGGUCGAGUUCAUGGAGAAAGUUGUCGGCGCCAUCGACGGUGACGAACUCUCCGCCGAGGAGCGGAACCUCCUCUCCGUCGCCUACAAAAACGUCAUCGGUGCUCGACGCGCUUCCUGGAGGAUUAUAUCCUCCAUCGAACAGAAGGAGGAGAGCCGAGGCAAUGACAGCCACGUGUCGGCUAUCAAAAGCUACAGAUCCACGAUCGAGUCUGAGCUGUCCUCCAUUUGCGACGGCAUACUCAAGCUCCUUGAUACCAAGCUCAUUGGAUCCGCGGGUACUGGUGAUUCCAAGGUCUUUUACUUGAAGAUGAAGGGCGAUUAUCAUCGCUACUUGGCAGAAUUUAAGACUGGAGCUGAGCGCAAAGAAGCUGCCGAGAACACGUUGUCGGCUUACAAGUCCGCUCAGGACAUUGCCAAUGCUGAGCUUGCUCCCACACAUCCAAUCCGGCUUGGACUGGCACUCAACUUCUCAGUCUUUUACUAUGAGAUUCUGAACUCUCCUGAUCGAGCUUGUAAUCUUGCCAAACAGGCUUUUGACGAGGCAAUUGCUGAAUUGGACACUUUGGGGGAGGAAUCAUACAAGGAUAGCACUUUGAUCAUGCAACUUCUCCGUGACAAUCUUACAUUGUGGACUUCAGACAUGCAGGAUGAUGCUUCUGAAGAAAUCAAGGAAGCUCCGAAGCCUGAUAACGAGCAGUAGAUUUCAUUUUUACAUUUUGAGUGUUGUGAUAUUGCCUCAAUAGUAAUCUGCAAUCUAGCAGAGGGGGAUAAAAGGACGGAAAAAAAAUACAAGAGAAAAAACAAGAAAGAUGGUCAUAAGAAGUAUUUAGCUUUGAUAAUCGACUUCUUUUUUUGUGGAGGCCUUUGUCCCACUGGCUUUCAUGGUUUUUCAUCCUUCAUUUCUCAGUAAGCAUACUGAUGAUGUCUGCUAAAAUUUGCUUAUGAAUCAUUGUUUUCUCUCUCU
Molecule: messenger RNA, 1107 nt
Organism: Andrographis paniculata
Lineage: Eukaryota; Viridiplantae; Streptophyta; Magnoliopsida; Lamiales; Acanthaceae
Product: 14-3-3-like protein 16R
Exons: 4
Coding region: 73-843 (256 amino acids)
Biological process (GO): signal transduction
Cellular component (GO): cytoplasm
Source: RefSeq, a predicted model, not a curated record